Messenger RNA from Vicia faba (fava bean), 543 nucleotides. The record is from the annotation of a GenBank genome assembly. NCBI's taxonomy places the organism in Eukaryota, Viridiplantae, Streptophyta, Magnoliopsida, Fabales, Fabaceae.
AUGGCUGAGGAGCACGGUAGCAGCGGCAUCUACUUCCCCAAAAAAGAAGAUAAACCGAAAACCGAACCUUUAACCGGUGGUGGCUACAAUGGUGACAAUGAUGACUCUGGUGAUGAAUACGAUGGCGGCUACGGAGAUGGUUAUGAUGACCCUGCAAUCUACCCAGCAGCUACUGGUGGUGGUUCUGGUGACUCUAAAAUCAAACCUACAAUUAUUGCUGGAAACGAUGACUCUGACGACAUAGCAAUUUUCGGAGAUGGCUAUAAUGACCCUGCAAUCCAAGCAGCUAUUGGUGGUGGUUCUGGUGACUCUAACAUCAAACCUACAACUGGUGGUGACGACAAUGAUGGCUAUGAUGGCGGCUACGGAGAUGGCUAUGAUGACCCUGCAGUCCAAGCAGCUCUUGGUGUUGGUUCUGGUGACUCUAACAUCAAACCUACAAUUAUUGCUGGAAAUGAUGACACAGACGACAUAGCAAUUUUCGGAGAUGGCUAUGAUGAUCCUGCAAUCCUAAAAACGACUGGUGGUCAUGAGAAAAAGUAA